GCUGAGGAGGUGAUUUUGCCAGGAUGAGGUGAUCGAUGGAUUGGGCUGAGAGGAAAGGAUGUGUCAUCAGUGACACCCAGGUCUCCAGCUCUAAGCACUGGGUAGGUGGACGUGCUGUUCCCUAGAGCAGGGAGGCCACUGGAGGGGAACCAGGUUCGGGGGAAGAUUGAGGUUCCGUUUUGGACAAAUGGAAUUCAGGUCCAGGUGGGCAGUUGAGACGCAUGUCAGUUUUCCAGAAACAGGAACUGGUCCAUGCGGCCAGCUGCAGAAGAGCCCUCGUGGAUGAGGAGGAAGGGUCCUUUGGGAGGAGUGGCCAGGAGGAUGCUGGUCUUGGCUGGAACAGCCUUGGUCUAUGUCAGGUGGUAAAUGGAGAUGAGGAGGCGAUACAGGGAGCAAAGCACAAGACCCGCCCCCAGGAGGUUUGGAGGGAGACAGGUAUGGCAGCAGCUGGGGGCCGGCAGGCAGCUUGGCGUUUUUGUAUUUUAGGUUGGAGGAGAUUCCAGUCCUUUGAAACGUCAAAGGAAGGAUCCGGAAGAGAGGGCGGUUGGCGAUCCAGGAAGGACAAGGAGAUGGCAUUUGGAGCCCGGGAGAGGUUCCAUCGUGAGGAAGGAGUGCGAGUGCCUCUCCCACUGUACCUUACGGGCUGGAGCAGUGCCGGUGCCGGCGACAGAGGCGAAGAUGAUGACGCACGGGGGACGCCAGGCUCGGACCGCAGUGGAAUGGCGCGCCCAGGUCAGGGGGACCCCACUCCUUGUUCCCCAAGCUGGUCGGUCUCACUCUCAGGCCCACGCCGUCCAGUCCGGAGGGGGCUGCUCCCGGGUCGCGUCUGGGGCGGGUCGCCGGGUCCUGGCCCUGCGGUGCCCCUGGCCGAGGAGAAGACACUUGAGAACUCUCGUCCGCCGCCGCCGCCCGCCGUGGUCCUUGCCAUCCUGGCCCGCAAUGCCGAGCACUCGCUGCCCCACUACCUGGGCGCACUGGAGCGGCUGGACUACCCCCGGGCCCGACUGGCCCUCUGGUGA
Molecule: messenger RNA, 1019 nt
Organism: Pteropus alecto (black flying fox)
Lineage: Eukaryota; Metazoa; Chordata; Mammalia; Chiroptera; Pteropodidae
Exons: 4
Coding region: 222-1019 (265 amino acids)
Source: RefSeq, a predicted model, not a curated record